This is a messenger RNA of Impatiens glandulifera, 1522 nucleotides long. RefSeq names its product probable transcription factor At1g11510. Gene Ontology annotation, biological process: regulation of DNA-templated transcription. The transcript has 2 exons. Gene Ontology annotation, cellular component: nucleus. The coding region runs from base 100 to 1296 and encodes 398 amino acids. The record is from RefSeq and is a predicted model, not a curated record. NCBI's taxonomy places the organism in Eukaryota, Viridiplantae, Streptophyta, Magnoliopsida, Ericales, Balsaminaceae.
GAACUGUGGGCAGAAUCUGUCAAACGCCUCUUUCUUAGAAAUCUACCCGACGGCCAUUCUCUCUCUCUCUCUCUCUCUCUCUCCAGAUUACUGUAAAAGAUGGCAGCACAUAAUCGUCGUAGAUCUGAGGCGGAGGUAACAAGGGAACGUUCAUCGUCCGAGGAAGAAGAAGAAUCGACGGAAGAUCUAGCAGAAGAAGAAGAAUCUGAUACGGAAUCAGAAGGAGAUAAGAACAACAACCCACCUCCACCAAAGAAGCAAUUAGCCUCUCUGCCUCAGCAUUCGUCUUCUGACGACGAUACUGAAUCUGAUUCUGAAAUGGAUUUACAACCUAACCCAAUUCGCAAAUCAGCUCCGACGGAAGUAAAGCCUGUAUCUUUAAAGCCGAUGGGAGAACCCUCACAAGCUUUGAAGAAAUCCAGAUCUAAACCAGUUACUGAGGUUCAGCCUUCUGGGGUUUCUUCUAAGAGGCCGGCUGAUUCCCCUGCUCCAAAGAAGGGAAAGGAUUCCAAAAGGGCGAAGAACGCUGAUGAGGCUGUAGAAUAUGAAAAGUUGAAGACUACAGUUGAUGACCCAAAAAAACAGCUAUUUCAGAGGUUAUGGAGUGAGGAUGAUGAAAUUGCAAUCAUGAAAGGAAUGAUCGAGUACGGUGAAAAACAAGGGAUUGAUCCUGCUUCAGUGGACAUGAGUUCUUUCUAUGACUUUAUCAGGAAGUCACUUCAUAUUGAUGCUAGCAAGAGCCAAUUGACGGAAAAAAUAAGGAGGCUUAAGAAGAAGUAUCAUACAAAUCUCAAGAAAAGCAAGAAUGGUGGUGAUAGAACUUUCUCAAAAGUCCACGACCAAACAGGUUACGAUCUGUCUAAACAGAUAUGGGGAAUUGAAUCUAAUGGAAGUUAUAGCGCCAAGGUUUCUAAGAAGGGGAAGAAUGUUGACGCUAAAGCUAAAAAUGCUAACUUGGGUUCUCCUAACCUGGAAAAGAGUUUGGUCACUGAUAAAGCAAAAGGGCAAAAGAAUGUAGAUAUGGAGGUUGAUCAUGCUGCUGCUACUGUUGCUGUUGCUGCUGCUGCUACUCCAUUCAGUGUUGAAGAUUUCUAUAGACAAGCAGGAGACUCAAGCUUGGAGAAGGGAAUUAUGAAAUACGGGUCACAAUUGAUAACAGGUGCAAAGAAGUUAGAAUUGGACUAUAAAUUGAAGCAGUUACAGAUGAAGGAGAUAGAGGUAUACCUGCAACGUCUCGACUAUAUGCGUGAGCAGGCAGUUCUUGUGCUGGAAACAUUAAAAUCCUCCACAAACUAAUUCAGAGGGUUUGGUGAAGUAGCAGUUGGAUCAUGGUUGGUAGGUUGAGUUAAUUGUAGUGGUGUUGUAUGUUGGAAAUUAAUUUGUUUUAUGCAAAAUUAUCAGAAGUCUUUUUUUUAAUAAGAUAUUAGGUCUUAAAAUUUAAUGGCUAGGCCAUUUGCUGCUUUCAUUUUAAGAACAUGUUUUGCCUUCUUAUUAUGGAUAUAUUAUUAUUCUUUUCCUUUCA